AUGUGUCAUGAUACAGCCCCUAUCCAAAAUACGCUUUAUGGAUUUAUUGUUUCACCAGCUUAUCCUCGUCCAAUGGCAGAUAAUUUAAAAUGUUCUAUUAAUAUUGAGGCGGGUCCAUCAAUGUAUAUUGAAUUAGCACCAAUCCAAAUACGUUUACAAGAAGCAAUUAGAUGCCGAUCUGAAUAUUUAGAAAUUUUUGGAUAUAUUAAUUCACUAAUCAAUAAUUCCUUUUCUGAUGAUAUAACAUCAAAUAAAAAUUCUAAAAAUAUUUGGAAAUCCUAUUAUACAUGGUGUGGUGUUGAACAUUCAACAAAUAACCCAUUAUCAAAUGCACGUUAUCUUAUUUCGUCCAAGUCAUUAUAUAUAUCAUUACAAACAUCUGUAUCAAAAAAACCAAGAUAUUUUAAGAUACGAUAUAAAGUUGUUCCAUCAAUAGCACGCCCACAAUAUAAUCACGAUGGUAUUGCAUAUGAGCCAGCAUCUGACUCAUCAAUACAUUCUGUUAUAAAAUCAACAACUGUUCUAUCAACAACAAUAGCUAUACCAGUAAUUGAAGAUAAUAAUAUGAAAAAUUUAAAUGGAACAGUAACAAAACGAACAAUGAAAAAAGAAAUUAUUAUCGGUGUUAUUGCUAGUAUAAUUGUUCUUGCUAUAGCUGUUGGUAUAGGUAUAUUCCUUUGUAUUAAAAAACGUCGACGUCCAACUACAACAUCAAAAUCUACUACAUCACCAUCAUCAACUAAUACAGGGAAAAAGAAUAUUUCACCUACAACAUCUACAAAUAAUGCAGCAUUAAAAUCAAGUACAAAAACAAUGGAUGAAACUCCGCUUCUUGAACAACCAACUAAUAUAACAUCAGCAUAG
Messenger RNA from Rotaria sordida, 864 nucleotides. The record is from the annotation of a GenBank genome assembly. NCBI's taxonomy places the organism in Eukaryota, Metazoa, Rotifera, Eurotatoria, Philodinida, Philodinidae.